Molecule: messenger RNA, 1251 nt
Organism: Ectocarpus sp. CCAP 1310/34
Lineage: Eukaryota; Phaeophyceae; Ectocarpales; Ectocarpaceae
Source: the annotation of a GenBank genome assembly
GUGUGUGUGUGCUGUAGGUGUUGCUUCUCACAGCAACAACGAGCUCUGCCAUUACUGCUGCUACUGCUGUUGCCGCUGCCGGAUUGCCGCUUGGUUAUGGACCCGAACCGAAGAACAUCUGCGAUUCAUCUCCGAGAUAGCAGUGAUGCUGCUGCAGCAGGUGCAACAGCGGCGGCACCGACAGCAUCAGAAGCAGGAGAGGAAGCUCUAUCGAUCCCCCUCCUGCCUUCCUCCUACUCGGCGACGACGCCAGCAGGAUCUCUUCCGCCAAGGCGGCACAAGCGGCGCGGCAGCAGCUCGGCCGCUGCUGCUCGAGAGACGGCCUUAAAAGCACCUCUGUUACCGUCUGGAGGAGCCCAGAAGAGAUCAGGAGGAAGCGGAGGAGCCAGGCCGCUAACCUCAUCUCCGACUGCCCCUGCGGACGCCUCUCGCGGGAGCCGACACUACCGCGUCCGCAGCGCCAGCAGCGGCGGCGGCGGAACAGCUAGCAGUAAUAGCUCCUCCGUUGCCCCUGGGGGCGCUAGCGAUGGCCGCCGCCGACUCCUGAGAACACAGCGGUUGCUCUGGGCCUUCUGGCGGCGGCGGAGGGCGCUGGCGGCGAGCCUCCUCGGCGCCCGCUUGGAGAUCGGCGGCCUCUCGAGGCGUGCCCGACAUCAUCCCUGGGGCCGGCGGCUGGCCACCGCCGGCGCCGUCCUCCUCGCCGCGGCGAUCUGGUUCGCAGUGAUCGUCGCCGUUGCCGGGCCGGCGACCGGAGGGAAAGCUGCCGGCGCCAACAACAAGGGCGACGACAACGCUAACGGCGGCGGCAGGGGCGAAGACAAGGGCGCCGCCGACGCGAGCCGGCCGUACUACCGGCGAAUACCGGGAGAGUUUGCCGUGGGGCCGUCGCAGGCGGAUCCCUGGAUGGUGCGGGAUAUCGAGAUCGCGACCGCCGAGUGGGGGUUCGAGGGCGGCAGCGGCGGCGGCGGCGACGCCUCCUCGGAAGACGACGGCCGCGGCGGCGAUGCGGCGGAAAUUGAUUCGACGGAGGGCGGAGAGGACGAGGCGGCGGGAUCGCUGGGGCUGGGGCGGAGGAGCGGCAGAAGAGGGACGGAGUGGGACGGGCGAGUAAACAGCGUAGUCCUGGGGGAGCUGGAACCGGUAGGCACGGCGAAGACAAGGCCAAAGGUCGACCUUUUGCUUACGAUCUUCUCGGGCACAACGGAGGUAUGGAAGGAGUUGCGAAUCUCAUGUUCCGGCGGGAGGUGGUAG